AUGAUGUCUUCCAAGUCCUCCCCGGACAGAUCUCUCCCGCCUCCACAGGAACACAAGCCCAGUCAGUCGCCCAAGAAUAAUGGUGCUUCACCUCGAACAAACGCACUGGGCCCAGUGGUCGUCUUCAUCGCCCGAGCCACCGACCUCAACGACCACCAUUACCCAGGUGCAGUCCUCGACCAAGACCAGAUGCACGAAUACCUGCGCAACCUGCUGGUGAUCACUUCAUCCGAGCACCGCAAGGUCUACGGCAGCCUCGGGGCGCGCCCUCACAAAAUGCAGACGAUCAUCCAUCCAGCAAAUAGCAAGCUUUCAGUUCUCAGCCGGAUCACCAAGUUCCUGGCUGCUGCACUCGAGGAGGCUCGCGAAACAAAGUCCGGGUGCAUUUUCGUUCUCUACAACUGGGAUGGCUGGACGACCGACCACGUUACCAUGACUGAGAUGUGCGAACAGUUUAAGGAUGUGCCUUUUACUUUCCACGUUUAUGCGAAUGGCCAUGGAGUUCCACGCGAGUUCUUUGAAGCUAAUGCCCACAAGGUCAAUGCAUACUUCCGUCGUCGGAUUCGCCUUGAUGACGAUUCUAUCGCCCAGGAUCGCCACACAUUUUUGUUCAUUAAGAUGAUCGAGGCGCUGAACAUGAUCCAUCUUUCUUUCCCUCCUACGCCUGACCAGAAGCAUGAGCUUGCGAAAUAUGACGCUCGGCUGGCUUGA
Penicillium soppii is the source of this 711-nucleotide messenger RNA. RefSeq lists its product as uncharacterized. Bases 1 to 711 code for a protein of 236 amino acids. NCBI's taxonomy places the organism in Eukaryota, Fungi, Ascomycota, Eurotiomycetes, Eurotiales, Aspergillaceae. The record is from RefSeq and is a predicted model, not a curated record. The transcript has a single exon.